CGGAGGUCCUGGGGCGGCCGCGGAGGAGGGCCGGGCGGUGGGCUCGGCCGCCCCGAAGACCCGGAGAAGUGGACCACAGGGGGCGGCAGGUGUCAGGGGUCGAGUCCUCCGCGCAGGCCGCGGCUCCGGAGAUCCGGGCUUUGCCGAGCGCCCCGCGCCUCGUCCGGGGCCAGGGCCUGGGCCGGGGCCGGGCUCUGCGGCCGCCAGCGCUGCCUGGAGGCUGGGCUGGGUUCUGUCGGCGGCGGGCGGUCGGGAACGGGGCAGCGACGACAGGACAAAGGGCCCGAGAAGACUCCAUCCUCUUGAAGAUGGGAAAUUCUUACGCCGGACAGCUGAAGACAACGCGCUUUGAAGAAGUCCUGCACAAUUCCAUCGAGGCAUCCCUGCGGUCCAACAACCUGGUGCCCAGGCCCAUCUUCUCCCAGCUGUACUUGGAAGCUGAGCAGCAACUUGCCGCGCUAGAAGGUGGUAGCCGAGUGGACAACGAGGAAGAGGAAGAAGAGGGAGAAGGAGGGCUGGAACCAAACAGCCUCCCAAACCCUUUCCAGCUGCACCCUCCGCCUGAAGGAUGCUGCACAACAGACGGGUUCUGCCAGGCCGGGAAGGACCUGCGUCUCGUCUCCAUUUCCAACGAGCCCAUUGACGUCCCCGCGGGCUUUCUCCUCGUGGGGGCCAAGUCCCCCAGCCUGCCGGACCACCUCCUGGUGUGCGCCGUUGAUAAGAGGUUCCUGCCAGAUGACAACGGCCACAAUGCUCUUCUUGGUUUCUCUGGGAAUUGUGUUGGCUGUGGAAAGAAAGGCUUCUGUUACUUCACGGAAUUCUCCAAUCAUAUAAAUCUGAAACUGACCACUCAACCCAAGAAGCAGAAACACUUGAAGUAUUACCUGGUCCGUAAUGCACAAGGGACUCUAACCAAAGGAUCUUUAAUCUGUUGGAAAGGCUCAGAGUUCAGAAGCCGGCAGAUCCCAGCCAGUACUUGUUCCGGUUCCCUCUUCCCGGCUCUGGAGAGCGCGGGGCCUCUGGCUUCCUUCCCCAGCGAGCCCACUCUGGGGACGAACCCUGGCAUCCUGAUGGGAGCGCAGCAGGCAGGACCAGCUUCUGAUCACCCCUCACUAAGUGCAGCAAUGGGUCCGGCUGUUUUCAACGGCAAAGAUUCCCCGAAGUGCCAACAACUGGCAAAGAAUAACCUGUUGACCCUGCCGCGUCCGUCGGCUUUAGGUAUCUUGUCAAACUCCGGGCCCCCCAAAAAACGCCACAAAGGGUGGUCUCCAGAAUCUCCAUCAGCUCCAGAUGGUGGCUACCCCCAAGGUGGUGGGAACAGAGCUAAGUAUGAGAGCGCAGGCAUGUCCUGCGUGCCCCAGGUUGGCUUGGUGGGACCAGCUUCAGUCACCUUUCCAGUGGUGACCUCUGGAGAACCCGUGUCUGUUCCUGACAACUUGCUGAAAAUAUGCAAGGCCAAGCCAGUGAUAUUUAAAGGCCACGGGAACUUCCCUUACCUCUGUGGGAACCUGAAUGAUGUCGUGGUCAGCCCCCUCCUGUACACGUGCUACCAGAAUUCCCAGUCCAUCUCGCGAGCAUACGAGCAGUACGGCGCCUCCACCAUCCAGCCCAUCUCUGAGGAGAUGCAGCUCCUGCUGACUGUCUACUACCUGGUCCAGCUGGCCGCGGACCAGGUGCCCUUGAUGGAGGACCUGGAGCAGAUCUUCCUGCGCUCCUGGCGCGAGUCGCACCUGACCGAGAUCCGGCAGUACCAGCAGGCGCCGCCGCAGCCCUUCCCGCCCGCGCCCGGCCCCGCGGCGCCGGUGACCUCCGCGCAGCUGCCCUGGCUGGCCAGCCUGGCCGCCAGCUCCUGCAACGACAGCGUGCACGUCAUCGAGUGUGCCUACUCCCUGGCCGAGGGCCUCUCCGAGAUGUUCCGGCUGCUGGUCGAGGGCAAGCUCGCCAAGACCAACUACGUGGUCAUCAUCUGCGCCUGCCGCAGCGCGGCCAUCGACUCCUGCAUCGCGGUCACUGGAAAAUACCAAGCCCGGAUUCUUUCUGAGAGCCUUCUCACCCCAGCAGAGUACCAGAAGGAAGUCAAUUACGAGCUGGUUACGGGGAAGGUGGACUCGCUGGGGGCUUUCUUCAGCACCCUCUGUCCAGAGGGUGACAUUGACAUUUUGCUGGACAAAUUUCAUCAGGAAAAUCAAGGCCAUAUUUCUUCCUCACUCACUGCCUCUUCUGUCACUAAAGCAGCAUCCCUAGAGGUCAGCGGGACACCGGUGUGCACAAGUUACCACCUGGAGCCACACAGCAUCCGGCCCUUCCAGUUGGCAGUGGCACAGAAGCUCCUCUCCCACGUGUGUUCCAUUGCGGAUUCCAGCACCCAAAAUCUGGACUUGGGAUUCUUUGAGAAGGUGGACUUUCUAAUUUGCAUUCCGCCCUCAGAAGUGACCUACCAGCAGACUCUGUUCCACGUGUGGCACUCAGGAGUUUUACUGGAACUUGGCCUGGAAAAAGAGCACAUGACCAAGCAGAGGGUGGAACAGUAUGUUCUGAAGCUAGACGCGGAGGCACAGACAAAAUUUAAGGCUUUUCUGCAAAACUCCUUCCAGAACCCGCACACACUUUUUGUCCUGAUCCACGACCACGCACACUGGGAUCUUGUGAGUAGCGCUGUUCACAACCUCUAUUCUCAAAGUGACCCUGCGGUGGGAUUGGUGGACCGGUUGCUCAACUGCAGGGAGGUGAAGGAGGCCCCCAACAUUGUCACACUGCACGUGACCUCCUUCCCGUAUGCACUGCAGACACAGCACACACUUAUCAGCCCCUACAACGAGAUCCACUGGCCGGCCUCCUGCAGCAAUGGAGUGGAGUUAUAUCAUGAAAAUAAGAAGUACUUUGGGCUGUCCGAGUUUAUUGAAUCCACCGUUUCUGGACACAGCCUUCCGUUGCUCAGAUAUGAUAGCUCCUUUGAGGCCAUGGUCACUGCAUUAGGAAAAAGGUUCCCCCGCCUGCACAGCGCGGUGAUCAGGACCUUUGUUCUUGUGCAGCACUACGCGGCCGCCCUGAUGGCCGUGAGCGGCCUCCCGCAGAUGAAGAACUACACAUCGGUGGAGACGCUGGAGAUCACGCAGAACCUCCUCAACUCCCCGAAGCAGUGCCCCUGUGGCCACGGGCUCAUGGUCCUGCUGCGGGUGCCCUGUUCGCCCCUGGCGGCCGUGGCCUAUGAGCGGCUGGCCCACGUGCGGGCCCGGCUGGCGCUGGAGGAGCAUUUCGAGAUCAUCCUGGGCAGCCCCAGCUCGGGCGUCACCGUGGGGAAGCACUUUGUGAAGCAGCUCAGGAUGUGGCAGAACAUCGAGGAUGUGGAGUGGAGACCCCAGACCUACUUGGAGCUGGAGGGUCUGCCUUGCAUCCUGAUCUUCAGUGGGAUGGACCCGCACGGGGAGUCCUUGCCAAGGUCUUUGAGGUACUGUGACCUGCGGUUGAUAAACUCCUCCUGUUUGGUGAGAACAGCCUUGGAGCAGGAGCUGGGCCUGGCUGCCUACUUUGUGAGCAACGAGGUUCCCUUGGAGAAGGGGGCUCGGAGCGAGGCCUUGGAGAGUGACGCAGAGAAGCUGAGCAGCACGGACAACGAGGACGAGGAGCUGGGGACAGAAGGCUCCACCUCGGAGAAGAGGAGCCCCGUGAAAAGGGAGAGGUCCCGCUCCCACGACUCAGCAUCCUCAUCCCUCUCCUCCAAGGCAUCCGGCUCAGCGCUGGGCAGUGAGUCCUUGGCCCAGCCCACGGGGCUCCCCCAGGGAGAGCAUGCCAGGUCGCCCCAGCCCUGCAGCCCCUCGGAGGAGGGCAGAGCCCCUGGUGAGAAACAGAGGCCCCGGGCCAGUCAGGGGCCACCGUUGGCCAUCAGCAGGCACAGUCCUGGGCUGACCCCCCAGCCCGCCUGCAGCCUCAGGACCGGCCAGAGGAGCGUCCAGGUGUCCGUCACCUCACCGUGCUCCCAGCUGUCGUCCUCCUCCUCGGGCUCGUCCUCCUCGCCCGCGGCGCCUGCCGCCAGCACAUUGGUCCUGCAGGCCUCCCAGUGCUCCCUGACCAAGGCCUGCCGCCAGCCGCCCAUCGUCUUCUUGCCCAAGCUUGUGUAUGACAUGGUUGUGUCCACCGACAGCAGCGGCCUGCCCAAGGCCGCCUCCCUCCUGCCCUCCCCCUCGGUCAUGUGGGCCAGCUCCUUCCGCCCGCUGCUCAGCAAGACCAUGACAGCCACCGAGCAGUCCCUCUACUACCGGCAGUGGACGGUGCCCCGGCCCAGCCACAUGGACUACGGCAACCGGGCCGAGGGCCGCGUGGAUGGCUUCCACCCCCGCAGGCUGCUGCUCAGUGGCCCCCCUCAGAUCGGGAAGACAGGUGCCUACCUGCAGUUCCUCAGUGUCCUGUCCAGGAUGCUUGUUCGGCUCACAGAAGUGGAUGUCUAUGACGAGGAGGAGAUCAAUAUCAACCUCAGAGAAGAAUCUGACUGGCAUUAUCUCCAGCUCAGUGAUCCCUGGCCAGACCUGGAGCUGUUCAAGAAGUUGUCCUUUGACUACAUCAUUCACGACCCGAAGUAUGAAGAUGCCAGCCUGAUUUGUUCGCACUAUCAGAGUAUUAAGAGUGAAGACAGAGGGAUGUCCCGGAAGCCAGAGGACUUUUACGUGCGGCGUCAGACGGCACGGAUGAGACUAUCCAAGUACGCAGCCUACAACACAUACCACCACUGCGAGCAGUGCCACCAGUACAUGGGCUUCCACCCCCGCUACCAGCUGUAUGAGUCCACCCUGCACGCCUUUGCCUUCUCUUACUCCAUGCUAGGAGAGGAGAUCCAGCUGCACUUCAUCAUCCCCAAGUCCAAGGAGCACCACUUUGUCUUCAGCCAACCUGGAGGCCAGCUGGAGAGCAUGCGGCUGCCCCUCGUGACAGACAAGAGCCAUGAAUAUAUAAAAAGUCCAACAUUCACUCCAACCACUGGCCGUCACGAACAUGGACUCUUUAAUCUGUACCAUGCAAUGGAUGGUGCCAGCCAUUUGCACGUGCUGGUCGUCAAGGAGUACGAGAUGGCGAUUUAUAAGAAGUACUGGCCCAAUCACAUCAUGCUGGUGCUCCCCAGCAUCUUCAACAGCGCUGGAGUUGGAGCCGCCCAUUUCCUCAUCAAGGAGCUGUCCUACCAUAACCUGGAGCUUGAGCGGAACCGGCAGGAGGAGCUGGGGAUCAAGCCGCAGGACAUCUGGCCUUUCAUCGUGAUCUCUGAUGACUCCUGCGUGAUGUGGAAUGUGGUGGACGUCGACUGUGCCGGGGAGAGAAGCAGGGAGUUCUCCUGGUCGGAAAGGAACGUGUCUUUGAAGCACAUCAUGCAGCACAUCGAGGCAUCCCCGAACAUCACGCACUACGCCCUGCUGGGGCUGCGGAAGUGGUCCAGCAAGACGCGGGCCAGCGAGGUACGGGAGCCUUUCGCCCGCUGCCACGUGCAUGACUUCAUUAUCCUCAACGUGGACCUGACCCAGAACGUGCAGUACAACCAGAACCGGUUCAUGUGUGACGAUGUAGACUUCAACCUGCGCGUGCACAGCGCCGGCCUCCUUCUCUGCCGGUUCAACCGCUUCAGCGUGAUGAAGAAGCAGAUCGCAGUGGGCGGGCACAAGUCCUUCCACAUCACGUCCAAGGUGUCCGAUAACUCUGCAGCGGCCGUGCCGGCCCAGUACAUCUGCGCCCCGGACAGCAAGCACACAUUCCUCGCGGCGCCUGCCCAGCUCCUGCUGGAGAAAUUCCUGCAGCACCACAGCCACCGCUUCUUCCCGCUGUCCCUGAAGAACCGUGACCACCCUGUGCUGUCCGUCGACUGCUACCUUAACCUCGGAUCUCAGAUUUCUGUUUGCUAUGUGAGCUCCAGGCCCCACUCUUUAAACAUCAGCUGCUCCGACCUGCUGUUCAGCGGACUGCUGCUGUACCUCUGUGACUCCUUUGUGGGAGCUAGCUUUUUGAAAAAGUUUCAUUUUCUGAAAGGUGCGACCUUGUGUGUCAUCUGUCAGGACCGGAGCUCCCUGCGCCAGACGGUCGUCCGCCUGGAGCUUGAGGACGAGUGGCAGUUCCGGCUGCGUGACGAGUUCCAGACGGCCAAUGCCAGGGAAGACCGGCCGCUCUUUUUUCUGACCGGACGACACAUCUGAGGAAGACAGCGGCGAGUUUUCUGGAAGAGAUGAGUGCUCAGAGCCCUCAAGCUGUUGAGGCUAAAGGGAGGCCUGGACCCGUGGGGUGUUUGACUGGAGUGGACCCCAAGGACUGUCCACGGUGCAGCCCCUGGCAGUGCACAUGGGCCCCUGAGGCUGUGGUUCUGGGAGCCAGGAGGAGGACUCUGCAGUGGGUGGAGAUGAAAAGCUGAGACUCCCCAGGUCUGGGCCAGCCCCUUGUCCUGCGCUGUUCUGAAGUCCGUUUCACGAAGAACAAAGAUUUGCUCCCUGUCCUGCCAUUCGUUUGCUUCCAUGGACGAACCUGAUUUUUCUCUUAGUUUAAGGAAUCUUGGGUUAUUUUGUAGCAGUGCCAGUAUUUCAGUAGAUGGGAUUUCAGCCACGUAGGUUCCCCUGUAACCUCCUACACAGCAAUAUUCCAAAGGAACGUUUUAACUGUAAAGGCUGGAGACAAGAAAAAAAAUAAGUAGAUCGUAUGAAUACGAAUUAUUUAAUUGCCUAUAAGUUUGCCGUUUCAGAAGCUAGCCCAAAGGCGUCACAUUUAAUAAGGUAACAAAUGCAUUUACUUCAGAGCAAAUAUCCUAUUAAAAUAAUAUAGGGUAAUUAUAUUAUUAGAAAGGGCAAAAAUGCAAAGAAGCUUUUUUUUAAAACUAAAAGGUUUUUUUGUUUUUUUGUUUUUUUUUUUUUGAAGGGAGGAAAUGAGGCUGACAGAGGUUGACCUAAAAUUUGCUUUACAAAGGGAAGAGGACUACAUUGCUUACUUGAAAUAAACAAUGAAAACAACCAAAGUGAUAGAUAAAAUAGUUGAUGAGAACUAGGCGUACCACUCUAAUUUACUAGAGUUUAGUUUUCAGUUCCUGAAGUAGCUCAUUUUCUCUUACUGAUGUUUGGUUCCUCGGGGAAGAAUCUCAUUUGACUAGAGAGGAGGUGGGAACACAAGAGAGGAGACAGGGAGAGAUUUCCUAGGGCUCACCCUUCACAGCCGGACAGAAUGGUUUUAAAGCCACAGGUGAGAGGGCCACCGUUGCCCAGGCUCUUGAGCAGUGAUCAUCGUAUUCAUCUUGUUUAAUCCUUUCUUGUGUGAUUGGAAUUAUUCUUCCCCUUUGAAAGACGAGAAGGUUGAGAUGCAAAGAGUGUGCCUGUCCAAGAUCUCACAGCUGGAAAGGCGAGCAGCACAGUUCAGACUCCUGGUUUCUGGGCUUUGCAGUUUGAAGUGGCACCUGACUUGAAGGAAAAGUUUAGACAGUUCAGUUUAAUCAU
Molecule: messenger RNA, 7448 nt
Organism: Saimiri boliviensis boliviensis (Bolivian squirrel monkey)
Lineage: Eukaryota; Metazoa; Chordata; Mammalia; Primates; Cebidae
Gene: GREB1
Product: growth regulating estrogen receptor binding 1
Biological process (GO): multicellular organism development
Source: RefSeq, a predicted model, not a curated record